Fulvia fulva is the source of this 4053-nucleotide messenger RNA. Its product is annotated as Regulator of V-ATPase in vacuolar membrane protein 1. Gene Ontology annotation, biological process: vacuolar acidification. Gene Ontology annotation, cellular component: RAVE complex. The transcript has a single exon. Gene Ontology annotation, molecular function: protein binding. Lineage: Eukaryota; Fungi; Ascomycota; Dothideomycetes; Mycosphaerellales; Mycosphaerellaceae. The record is from RefSeq and is a predicted model, not a curated record. Bases 1 to 4053 code for a protein of 1350 amino acids.
AUGCCAUCCACCUCCCCCGGCAGCAACGCCUCGACCACACAAUUCGCCCAGCUUCUCCCCGGAGCCCCGGUCGAAGGCUUUCAAUCAUUCGCGGCAUUCGUCUUCCGCUUCAAACGAUACAUUGCCUACAUCUCCGGCCAGCAGCUGAAUAUCCUCUCCUCGCCCACGAACCUCGUUCAAGCGAUUCGCUUCAAGCACAAUCUGGUCGCAGUAGCGGCAGAGGAUAAGACGGGGAAGCUCAUUGUCACGGAAGAAAAAGAUGUAUGGGUGUUGGAACCUCAGACUGACGGUUGGACGAAGGUCUGGUGGGAGAAGGCAUUGCUCCUAGCCAGGGAAGAUGCGGAUGAUGUGGCACAUUGCUUAAGCUGGGGAGAUGACGGUGAAGCUUUGAUCGGAGGGAGCCAGCUGAUCACACUGUUCAGCACGCGACCUGCCAGCAAGAAUGUCAGUCCAAAUAUCGCUGCAGUUGAUGGAGAAGACAUAGAACACAGGAGAGCGACAUGGAGCAAGAACCUGGCAUCCCCGAUACACCAGGCAGCCUUUAGUCCUAGUGCGACUCUGAUCGCAAGUCGAGGAAGGUACGACCGGCUCGUCAAGAUUUGGCGAAGACUGAGCUUCGAGGAGUGUCUGUUCGACCACACCUACCUACCGCAUCCUGGAGCUGUGACACAUCUCCAAUGGAGACCACAUGACGAGAACACGGAAGCGAGGCGAGCCAGUGGGCUCAGUGGCAGGCACGAUGAAGAUCUUGAAGUCCUGUAUACGAUCGCCAACGACGGUGUACUACGAGUAUGGCGCGCUACGGGCUCACAUGAAGUCGACAUCUUGGUUCUGCACAUGACGGUCGAUCUGAUAGCAGCGAUACCGCCGUCGCCGAGCUUGACCAUCAAGGGGCAGACGCAGCCUACGAAAGCGCCGCGCUAUGCUGUUGUACUGUCGUCUGAGCAUUUCUGCGCUGCAGUCAAUGCCGCCAUUGGCUUGCCAAAAGAUGGCAAGGUCGACCAUACGAAGGAGCUGCUUAAGGAGAUGAUCUCGAAUGAACCAGACGUGGUCGUAGCGUUCGAUGGCCAAGGUAGAAUGUCCGCAUGGGGACUGCAGAGCAUCGGCCACAAGCGACGGACAGAAGACCAGACGCCCACACAACCUGUGCACAUCACCCACGCAGAAGGUGUCUCAUUCAAGAUGCGAGGCAGUCCUGCAGUCUGCGGAGCUUGGUUCCAGGAUGACAAGUUCCACAUGCUGUCGCACUCCAUUGCAGAUGGUGGCGAGAUCACGUGGUGGCAGGGGCAGGUCGAAUCGUUCUUCUCGCUUUCCGCACCUGGAGAGGAUAGACUGAGGGCAGCGCCAGCGUGGUGUGGGCACGACUCUGACGUUCUCGAGCUUCAGCCAUCUGGUGAAGGCAUUGUAUCGAGGUCUCACAAUGAGCUUACGCAGUGGGAGGUUGGACGAUCGAAGUCGUUGCGAGCACGCAGAUCUUAUGGCAUCAGCUCCGACGUGUUGGCUGCGACGACCUUGCAAGACGGCACGGUCCUGCUGACAAUCUCCGCUACCGAAGCCUCAUUGUGGGACAAGAACGGCGACCGCAUCGCGAAGUCUCCCUAUACAAUGGCUCAAGGUGGUACGUUUCACGUUGCGACAAGCGAUGGGCAGAAAGUGCAAGGUGUUUUCGUACAAGAUGAUGCGAAAGUGAUUCUUGUGUGGACUUCCCGCCUGUCUUCACAUGACAGUGCCGCGCUCCAGGUGCAGCGACUUGCACUGGAAGAGGAUUACGCCUUUACAGUACUAGUUGCAAUGCCAUUCGACAGCGAACGGGUCUGCCUAAUCAGCGCAACCAAAGAAGGCCGCGUUGCAUGCACGCUGCUAUCAGAUGACGUGACAGAAUCUGCUGACCUCGAACCAUUCAUCACCUUCGAGACAGGUCUGUUGGAGCCAGCUCUCUUUGCAGCCACUGGGGAGUUUGCAGCCUUGGUUUCGCAGGACCGCAGGGAGCUUGUGGUCGCGGACCUGACUGAUGGCUACAUCGAGCACCGGCAGACUCUGGGCUGGCCUGUUUCACGUUUGGCAUGCUUCACACCAAAGCCCAGGCACAAUUUUCUCGCCGUUGCACAUACUGAUUCUGUCGAGAUGCUGGCCCAAGGUCGCUAUGAGCAUCAUUCUUCAAAAGUGCCGACGUGGAUAAGCGUCAGGACUAUUUCUCUCUCCGGCUUGGGUUUCCAGGUCAGCGGGAUGGCAUGGCUGUCGGACGGUAGCUUGGCGAUAUCUGCGGCCAACAGCAUCUUUAUUUCCUUCCCCAAUGUGGACCUGUCGGCGCUCUCACACGAAGCCAGAGACGCUAUCGAUGCCGAGCAGAGCGAUGACAAGGCCAUGCGUCUUUCGAGCUUCGCAGAGAAGAUCAAAGAUUCACUACCGGUGUGGCAUCCAAGUAUGCUAUCCCAGCUCUUGCACCACGGACAGCCUGGUCUUGCGGCAAGUCUGCUGAAAUGCCUGGCACAGAAACUCAAGUUCUACAGUGACGGCGAUUAUCUUGAUCCUUUGCUGGAGGAGUCAGCCACUUCACUGAUAGCACAGACGACUAGCCAAGAUUCAUGGCUUGACGAUGACAGUAUCGCUGAUCUACGAGAACAGCUCGAAGAAAAGAAUCUGCCACGAAUAUCAGAUCUUGAGCAGCAGCGCCUGAAGCACAUCGUCGAAGCAAUGGUGUGUUUGCGCGAGCAUGUAAACGCCCUCGAUCGCAAUGCACUACGCUAUCUGUUCAGCUGGAAGCUGCAGAUCCUGCUCCACGAUGAUGAAGAGCUUCUCAAGAACGGCCAACAGCAGCCGAAUGGAGAGGUCCAUAUCGAACGAUUUACGCCAAGUAUGGACUGGCGUGCGAUCUGUUUUGCAUCGCAUAGCACCACGCAGCAAGCUCUUCUCGACAUCCUCGUGCUGCAUCAUGACAACAAGCUCACAUGGUCCGCAGCCAGCAGAUACGGCAUCAUGGCAUGGCUCUCAGAUCGAGAAGCACUCGAGGCUGUGUUCGAGCAGCUCGGUCAGACUGCGUAUCGAUCUGAGUCACCGCCAAAUCCUGUAAACGCAAGCAUGUACUACCUAGCAUUGCACAAGAAAGCCACACUUCUGGCGCUGUGGCGCAUUGCAACAUGGCACAAGGAGCAAAGGACGACUAUGAACUUCCUCAAGAAAGACUUCGCCCAACCCGAUGCAAAGACUGCAGCAAAGAAGAAUGCUUACGCCCUCAUGGGAAAGCGUCGCUUCCACUACAGUGCCGCCUUCUUUCUCCUCGCAGACGAUCCAUCUUCGGCAAUCGCCAUCCUCGCGGGACAAUGUGAAGAUCCACAGCUCGCUAUCGCCGUAGCGAGACUCUACUGCGGCGACGGCUCGUCCGAGCUAAAGAAGCUACUUGACGACCGAAUCAUGCCGCAGGCUCAACAGGAAGGCAACAGAUGGCUGAUGAGCUGGUGCCAUAGCGUGAUGAAGAAUAAGUUGGAAGCGGCCGACUCGCUUGUAAGGCCGCUGGAUGGCCUUGUCAAGACUUGGAAGCAAGACGAUCCAGUCACCGUCUCAUUGUACUCACCACUGCGAGGUAAUACGCCAAGUGAGCAUGAAUAUGACGCCGUGCUUCGCUCUGCCAGGCUCUUGAGAAGGAUGGGAUUGUGGUUGCUUGCUCUGGAGCUCGUCAGUCAAUGGGAGUUCAAGCACACUCCAACCACGAACAACGCAUCCUUCCAAUCCAACACGAUCACCAACGGCAUCGACGCUGGACCCAAAUCGGUCCUCGACGACUUUGCAGACCUCAAUAUAUCCAAGCCCUCGCCGGCGAAGCAGGAAGGAAAGAUACCUUCGAUGCUUGACGACUUCGCGGAUCCUGCUCCUCCACCGGUGAUGGACGGGAAAGCCGCACGAGAAGCCAAAGCUGCGGAACUGCUCGCGAAAUUGAAGGCGAAGAAGGCUGCGCCUAAGCCGGAGGUGGAGGUGAAGGAAGAGAAGCCAAAGAGGGAGCCGACGCAAUUCAAGGAGCCGGACUCGAAUUCGUUGUUGGAUAAUUUUGGGUUUUGA